This is a messenger RNA of Glycine soja, 1464 nucleotides long. RefSeq names its product protein MAINTENANCE OF MERISTEMS-like. Gene Ontology annotation, biological process: meristem development; meristem maintenance. The coding region runs from base 1 to 1464 and encodes 487 amino acids. NCBI's taxonomy places the organism in Eukaryota, Viridiplantae, Streptophyta, Magnoliopsida, Fabales, Fabaceae. The record is from RefSeq and is a predicted model, not a curated record. The transcript is spliced from 6 exons.
AUGGUUAGGACUAGAGGAUUAGGUCGUGCCUUAGGUCAGGUUACUGGCAGAGGUGUGGGCAGAGGAGAUCGUGAUGAUUCUGAUGAUGCUUCGCAGCGUCGACGGCCUACUACAUCCGCACGGAGGCAACGAGUCGCUGUGACUGUGGCGCACGAUGAGUCAGUCAUCCCUGCGCCAGAUGUUCAGGAUGACCCGAUGGAGGCACCAGCUGCUGUAGAGGACAUUGUGGUAGACAUUCCUACGGACACAGGCGCAAAAGCUGUUGAGGAUGAGCAUGAGGGAUUUCCGGGUGGUCUGAGUGACCCAUCCGAGCAUCUUGAAUUGAAGCUAUCCUCUCAUGGGAGGAAGGUCCACAGUUUAGGCAGGCCUGUCCCUACCAUUGAGGGACUUGUUGCUGGUACAGGACUAAGUCCUCUGAUCACGUGUUCGGUAGACACCGGCGAUCGGGGACUUUUGUCCGCGUUUGUGGAGUGGUGGCAACGGGAGACGUCUAGUUUCCAUCUCCCGGUGGGAGAGCUCACCAUCACGUUGGACGACGUCUCCUCGCUUCUCCAUCUUCCCGUGAUUGGCGAAUUACACGCUUUUGAGCCCUUGCACGUGGACGAUGCGGUUCAGAUGUUGUUGGACUUAUUGAUGGUCUCUCCAGAGUCUGCUAGGGAUGAGACAGCCAAGUGUCGUGGACCGUACGUACGCCUGCAAUGGGUACGUGAUAUAUAUGAGCGUCGAUGCCAGGCAGGUCAUUGGACAGUUGCGGCUCGCACAUAUCUUCUUCACCUUUUGGGUUGCACUCUGUUUGCUAACAAGAGUGCAACCAAUGUCCAUGUUGUCUACUUGGAGGCCUUUCGUGACCUCAGUAUGACGGAGAGGUACGCUUGGGGAGUGGCUACUUUGGUGCAUAUGUACGACCAGCUGAACGAUGCAUCUAUGAGCCACAGUCGACAGCUUGGCGGUUACAUCACACUGCUGCAGUGCUGGAUUUACGAGCACUUUCCGUCGGUCGCGGACUCCAUUGCUGAUCAGAAGUACGACAAGGAUUCUCCGCUUGCGUGUAGGUGGAUUGCGACCAAGAAGACCAUGAAGAGCAUUCGUACGCCGGCAUACAGGGAACGCCUGGACCGACUCCGAAUUCCGGAUGGGCCUGUUGCUGUUUAUUACCGACCGGAGAGGGUCGUGCGGCAGUUUGGCUACACGCAGACCAUUCCUACUCCUCCUGUCGAUUCAUGGGUCUUGUAUGAUGAUAUACACGACAGGUGGAUGCACUACGAGAAUCAUAUCGUUCCAACAGGCCACGCAUUAGAUCCUCUGCCUCAUGGUCACGCCCCACAGCCCCGAGUCGUCCCUCAGGCCCCGCAGACGGAUAUCCCUCACAUGCCGGAGCCAGGAGCAUCGUCGACAUCUGCGGAGGAGCCUAGACAUGCAGUGGAAGUUUGUGAUGACAUUGCUGAGAGGUUGGAGCGCCUCUGA